This is a messenger RNA of Ustilago hordei, 1347 nucleotides long. RefSeq lists its product as uncharacterized. The record is from RefSeq and is a predicted model, not a curated record. NCBI's taxonomy places the organism in Eukaryota, Fungi, Basidiomycota, Ustilaginomycetes, Ustilaginales, Ustilaginaceae. Gene Ontology annotation, biological process: regulation of Rho protein signal transduction; actin filament organization. The transcript has a single exon. Gene Ontology annotation, molecular function: actin binding; small GTPase binding. The coding region runs from base 1 to 1347 and encodes 448 amino acids.
AUGCCCUCCUCCUCCACCAUCUCGUCCUCGGACAAGUCCAAGGUCAAGUCCGCCAUCCCCUCCUCUGGCAACAAGAUCAUCACUGCCACCGUCGGUCGUGUCUAUGCUGCCCAUCCCAGCCCAUCACAAUGGAGCUACGCAGGCGUUGAGGGUGCCAUCGCUUUCGUCCGCGAUCUUCACAAAGCCACUUUCUACUUCAAGCUUGUCGACCUCAAAGGCACUCGUGGCGUCAUUUGGGAGCAUGAGCUGUACGAAGGCUUUCAAUACAAUCAGGACCGCGCCUUCUUCCAUUCCUUCGAAGGUGACGAGUGCCUCAUUGGAUUUUCCUUCGCCGACGAGAGCGAAGCCAGCGAUCUCUUCAAGAAGGUCUCAAACCGUUCCAAGUAUGCCAAGUCCAAAUCCUCCUCUUCCAGCAGCAAGAAGAAGAAGGCUACCUCCGGCGGCAAGAUCGAUAAGUCUAUGAUCGGCGCCCCCUCUGGCUUCAAGCAUGUGGCACACAUGGGCUUCUCUACCGAACAUGGCUUUAGCUCUGAAAACGUCGACCCCACCUGGCAAGCGCUUCUCGAGCAGCUCGGCAACCUCGGCAUCAGUGAAAAGGAUAUCCGCCAGAACGAGAGCUUCAUCAAGGACUUUGUUGGCAAACGUGGAGGUCCAGGUGCCGCAUCUAAGCCUCCUCCUCCUGCAGCUCCAAAGGCAAAGAAGGUUCCACCGCCUGCGCCGACCAGCAAGCGUAAAGCACCUCCACCGCCUCCGGCACCAAGGUCUCGUCACGCUGCCACCGCCUCUACAGCGUCUGUAUCCUCGGUCGCGCCCCCUCCACCACCUCCGCCGCGUUCAGGUGCAGGCUCCUCUGCUGCUGCUCCACCACCUCCUCCACCCGCUCCUGCACGUGCGCCAGCCGGCUCAAGCGCACCUCCUCCUCCACCGCCACCACCUCCUAUGCGACCUACAGCUGGUGGUAGCGCACCCCCGCCUCCACCUCCGCCUCCGCCUAUGGGAGGCGGUGGUGCACCUCCACCGCCACCACCUCCACCUCCUGCCGGUGGCUCUGCUCCUGUGCUACCUCCUCAGGACGGCCGUGGCGCACUGCUCGCCUCCAUUCAAGGCAAAAGCGUUCACAAUCUUAAAAAGACCGAUCCAUCUGCCACCCCACCCGUUGGCAGAGCUGCUGUUGCUGGCGGCGCUGCAGCUGGAGCAGGAGCCGCUGCUGCCAUUGCCUCAGGUUCAGAUUGCCCAGGCGCAGGAGGCGGAGAUGGCGAUCUUGCAAGUGCUCUGGCUGCAGCUCUCAGCCAACGCAAGGAGAACAUGGGUGACUCGGACGAGGAGGGCUCGGACGACGAUUGGUAG